This is a messenger RNA of Sclerotinia trifoliorum, 2754 nucleotides long. The record is from the annotation of a GenBank genome assembly. NCBI's taxonomy places the organism in Eukaryota, Fungi, Ascomycota, Leotiomycetes, Helotiales, Sclerotiniaceae.
UUUCAUUAAUAUUGUGUCACCUAGGCUACCAUACCGGGCGGAAUAUACAGUACGGAGUAUACUGCCUUUACAUCUCAGCUCUCCUAUCUCUACGGAAAGGACCCCGCUAGAUAACUUCUCCAACUUGCUUCAAAAGGCAAAACAUCAGUCAAAGUCCCACAUUAGACAUCAUGGAGUCUCCUAAACCAUCAACGGCAGCUUCGGAUCCAGCACCAAGAAAAUAUACCGGUAUGGAUUGUAGGUUUUGCCAGAGAAGUUUCUCCAAAGGCGAACAUUUGAGGGUUAGCAUGACAAUAUUAUCAAGAUAUACAUCUUUUACUCACUAAUCAUUAUUACAGAGACACGAGAGAAGCCGUAAGGACAGACCUCUCGAAAUGAAUUCCUCGUUCUUAAGAACCGUAAGCUAAUCAAGUGAUGAAAAGAUACUGGAUCCCGACCCUUCAUAUGUAAAGAUUGCGGAAGACCAUUUGCUAGACAAGAUUCACUUGCUCGUCAUGAAAGAUUACAUACUCGUAGGGAAAUCAAUUAUCCUUCACCACCCUCGAGUAUGAUUUCUCAAUCAAGUAUCCCAUCUAUAUUACCUGUGGUUGAUACAAAUCUUCAAGUCGAAACACCAAAAUCACAACAAGGAAUUAUGAACAAUAGUGGGGCCAGCCAUUCUAUAAUUGGGAUUACACCUUCUUCAACAGAAGAUAUUGAUUUUGAACUAAUGUGGCCAGAUUCGGAGGAUUUAUUUGAAACUUUGAUGUCUUCCGAUCCAAUGAUUCCAUGGCAAAUGCCAAUUGGGAUACUGCCUGUACCCAUCACAACUCGAUCACAUGUGAACAAUGGAAGUUUUGGGAUUCCAGGUCCGUUUCAACAAAAGGGAUCGAUUGGUUCUAUCCCAGUAGGGGAAAGUCACCAAGCUGUACAUAAUGUUAGUGAGAUGGUUACUAGUCUGGUAAGUUCAACAAGACCUUGAAUGAAACCAGUAUUAAUCAAAAGAUAGUCGUCAACUGUUACGGCUGCUGUUGAAGCUACAUCUCUCACCUCAGUUUUCUUAGAUGAAUGUUUACAUAUGUUCUUUGUAAGAUUCAUACCCACAUUUCCAGUAUUACAUCGAUCAACCUUUGUCUUUCGAGAAUGUACUCAACCUUUACUUCUCAAUGCCAUGGCUAUCGGUUCUUUAUAUCUUGGACCUAAAGAUUCAGUGGCAAAAGGUGAAGCUUUAUGGAGACUUGCACAUGUAGCAGUUGCAACGUCUUGGGAAACAUUAAUCACUCAUAAAGGUCCCUAUGAUAGUUGCCAGGGAGUACAAUUAGUCGUCACUGCUCUACUUGCUCAAAUAUACGGCGCUCUUUCAAGGAAUCGAGUCAUUCGAACCACAAGUCAAGCAUUUCAUGCUCUUGGAUUCUUUUGGGCAAGACAGUGCGCAAUAUCUGAUAGUGAACCAUACUCAAGAAGCAAUUUACCUAGCCAAAAUUCAACCGACGAAGAAAAGGAUAGAGCUUGGAAGUUUUGGGCAGCAAAAGAGAUUAAACAACGUGCAUUAUUGGGCCACUACGUAUUAGAUGGUUUAAUAUCUCGAAUGUCUGGGGAAACUCCAUCAGUUCGACAUGCCGCCAAUCAAUUGGGUUUACCUAGUAGUGAAACAGCAUUUGAAGCUAGAACUGCCAGUGAAUGGCUUAAUCAUAUGAGAUCUCAAGAACCAUCUCAAUACUCCUUCCGAAGUAUCAUCCGAUCACUUUUCGACCCAACUAAUCAACCUCUUACGAGUUUCCAUGCAUUCUCGGCAUUUUCCCUUCGUGUCAUUCUAGAAGGUCUUCAAUCCUUGGUUUCGGACUGUGAUUCCGAUGAUCUGUCUACGGUUGGUGUACCGACAAAGCUCGAAUCACGAAAAGCUCUAAGUCACGUCUUCGAAGCUAUAUCCAUAAGCUCCAAUCUUUCGCAUUCCGAACGACUUGAGCUUUUACUCAGAUGGCACACCAUCUGCCUUGAUACUUGCAAAGAUUCAUCACUACUCUGCCGAUCCAUCUGUUCUCGUUACGGUAUCGUGCAGCAUGUAUGCGGAGGAAAAAAUAUCAUGAAACCUGAACAAGAUCUGAUAAGUUGGGCGGGUACAGAAGAAGCAAGAAAGGCUCUCGUGCAUGCUAUUGCUAUCCAAGAGAUUGUAGAACAAUUACCAAGAGGCAGAGCACAUGUUAUCCAUAUCCCCAGUUCAUUAUUCGCAUCCGCAACAGUUUAUUGUGUAUUUUCUCUUGCCGGUCAAGGUGCAGUUAGUGUACCGAAUGUGGUGGAUUGGCAAGCUGUUUUGGCGACGAAUGAUUUGGGGGAAUCUUCGAUUCAGUCGACAUGUUCUAGUCAUUCGGAGACUCAAUUGUUUUUACGAGGUGGUAAUUCAGCGUUUAGAGGAUUGGGCACUACGAAAAAUCUCCUCUAUGAACUUAAUUCUAUGCAGAAACUUUUUAAAUGUUUGUGUUCGCAAUGGGGGAUCGCUUUUGAUAUGGAAGAUGUUUUGGAUCAGUGGAAUACUCUUUGUCAUUGAGUUUUGGGUGGUGCGGGGAUAUAUAUUUCACGAUUUGUUGUUUAUGGUUAUAAGGAUAUAUGGCGUUGUACAUGUGUUUUUCAUCAGGUUCAGGUUGGCGUGUGAUGGUAAAAGGGUUGGGGUUGGGUUGGAGUUGGAGUUGGACUUGGAUGGGUUUUUGAUAAAUAUGGGUGUAGAUUUAAGAUUAUGUAAUUUUCGAGUUCAUUUUCGCAUAGUAUUAGGAUGAGGUG